AAAGAUGAAUAGGGCACUCUGCACCUUGUCCCUCUUCCUGGCCUCCUCUCUCAUCCUCUUUCAUGCCGAAUCGGCGGUGGCCAACGUCAUCGCGGACACUUGCCGGAAGUGUGCGGCCUCGAGCCCGAACGUGAACUAUGCCUACUGUGUGAAGGCUCUCGGGUCGGACCCGAGGAGCCAGACGGCGGACGUCCAAGGCUUGGGCCUCAUCGCGCUUAACCUGUUACAAAGCAGCGUGACGAGCACGGGCUCCUACAUUCAGCGGCUGCUGAAGCAGAAGUGGGAUCCGUACGUCCAGAAGUGCCUGUCGGAUUGCUCGGACCUGUACUCAGGACGCGGUCGAUACCACGAAAGAGGCGGUCGGGGCAUACCAGGCAAAGCGUUACCCCGACGUUCAGAACUCGGUGACCACAGUGUCUACGGAUGUGGACACGUGCGAGAGCCAGUUCAAGGAGAAGAAGGGCGCGGCCUCGCCGUUGACGAAGCAGAACGGAGACGCGACGCAGCUAUCUUACAUAGAACUCGCCAUCCUUGCGAUUGUUACGGGGUCGUGAAGGGUUUGGGGUGA
Messenger RNA from Rhodamnia argentea, 568 nucleotides. RefSeq names its product putative invertase inhibitor. Lineage: Eukaryota; Viridiplantae; Streptophyta; Magnoliopsida; Myrtales; Myrtaceae. Gene Ontology annotation, molecular function: enzyme inhibitor activity. The coding region runs from base 5 to 568 and encodes 187 amino acids. The transcript has a single exon. The record is from RefSeq and is a predicted model, not a curated record.